GUAAAAAUUGCAAUAGAUCCUGUCUUUGGAAAUUUAUGUGACGUUCCAGCGACACAUCUUUCAGCCAAGGGCAGCAAUGGAGGGAAACGUUCUCCACACCUAAGAGCUAAAGGAAGUAGCUUCGCUACAACAGUCUCUGAUGUCGAGAGACAGAAUCAGACAUGGAUUAAAGAUCGGCACAGCAUUGUGAAGGUUUGUUUUUUCUGCAAAGGCGGACACACACUGGAGUCAUGUGCUCUGCUUGAUAAGAAACCUCAUAAUGAGAAGAUUUCUUUUCUUAAAAAGAACAGCAUCUGUUUUGGCUGUUUGUGUACUGGGCACAUAAGCAAAGAAUGCAGAAAACGCCUUUCAUGUAAAAUCUGUGGUCUUAGACAUGCAAGUAUACUCCAUAUAAACCAUAAAGAGAAGAGUGAAGUUAAACCUGGUAAUGAGGCAGAUAACAUUCCAGUUACGAUCCAGACUAGUGGCCUUACUGGGGCCGGUGAACAAGACUGUAAGCUUGCCAUUGUGCCAGUUAAAGUAAAAUCCAAGAGAGGUCAAAGAAUAGUGGAAACGUAUGCCUUUCUGGACCAAGGGAGUUCAGCGUCCUUUUGCACAGUGGGUCUUAUGGGUAAGCUGAAUAUUGACGGGAGGAGGACAAAGAUUCUCCUGCGCACCAUGGGACAGGAGAAAGUGGUGGACAGUUUCAUUGUACCUGAACUUGAAGUUGCUGGAUUGGACAGUGACAUGUACUGUGAUAUGCCUAACCUCUUCACUCAGCAUAAAAUGCCUGUAGAUCUUGGUAACAUCCCAAAUCAACAGGACCUGGAUGACUGGCCACAUUUGAAGCAUGUUCAUUUGCCAGAAAUUAAGGCCAAUGUGGAGCUUUUGAUUGGCAUGAAUAUGCCCAGAGCUCUAGAACCUUUGGAGGUCAUCCGGAGUGUAGGUGAAGGACCUUUUGCCAUUAGGACUGUGCUGGGCUGGACAGUUAAUGGGCUACUUAAUCAAGAAUGCUGUGGAAGGCCAGGAUGUCUGGCAACAGUUACUGCCAACAGACUUUCUGCUGUCACACUGGACAAGCUAUGGAAACAGCAGUUUAAGAUAGACUUUCCUGAGAGCAGCAAUGAUGAACAGAUGGGGUUGUCAAAGGAAGACAUGAAGUUCAUGAAAUUGGCCAGCAAGACGGUGACCUUGAGGGAUGGGCACUACAGCAUUGCCCUGCCACUGAAAGACCGAGACAUAAGAAUGCCUGACAACCGUGCAAUUGCUGAGCAACGAGCCUUAGGUUUGAAGAAAAGGCUCAUCCGAGAUAAAGACUUUCACAAAGACUACACUGCUUUCAUGACAGAUCUCAUAUCUAGAGGAUAUGCAAAGAGAGUGCCAGUCGCAGAAUUGGAGCGCAGCGAUGGGAAGCUUUGGUAUAUCCCUCACCAUGGGGUUUACCAUCCUACCAAGGGGAAGAUGCGGGUCGUCUUUGAUUGUGCAGCAUCAUUCCAGGGUGUCUCCCUUAAUGCGCAGCUCCUGAGUGGUCCUGACUUAACAAACGGCUUGGUUGGCGUACUGACGAGGUUCAGAAAAGAGCCAAUUGUUUUGAUGUCUGACAUCGAGGCUAUGUUUCACCAGGUGCAUGUGCCAGAAGAAGAUGCUGACCUUUUGAGGUUUCUUUGGUGGCCUGGUGGUGACCUCAAUCAGAGCAUGCAAGAGUACAGAAUGGGUGUUCAUUUGUUUGGGGCAACGUCUUCUCCAAGCUGUGCUAACUACGCCCUGCGGAAAUGUGCAGAGGACAACAAAGCAUACUUCAGCCAGCAGGUGACUGACACCAUUCUGUAUAGUUUUUAUGUGGAUGACUGCCUUGCUUCAAUAUGCUCUGAAGAAGAAGCCAUCAAUCUUUACUCAGGCCUUAGAGACAUUUGCGCCAAGGGUGGUUUCCACUUAACAAAGUGGAUCAGCAAUAGCCGCAGUGUUCUGGCAGUCAUACCUGAGGAGGAAAGAGCAAAUGAAGUUAAGGACCUAGACCUCGAUCGUGACCUUUUACCUGUUGAGCGAGCAUUGGGAGUGAAGUGGUGCCUGCAGUCAGAUGCAUUUAAGUUCUGCAUAUCCAUCCCAAACAGACCAUUGACUCGGAGAGGGAUCCUAUCCACAGUAAGCUCCUUCUAUGACCCUCUGGGGUUCCUUGCUCCUGUUAUCUUCACAGCCAAGAGGAUCCUUCAAGAUCUGUGCCAGAGGGGGAUAGGAUGGGACGAUGCUAUACCAUCAGCAGUUGCUGAAGAGUGGAAAAGCUGGUUAGAAGAAUUGCAUCUGUUGAACAAUAUCUGCAUCGGACGAUGUUUAAAACCUCCUGAUUUUGGAGAGACAACCACUGCUCAGUUGCACCACUUUGCAGAUGCGAGUGAGAAGGGCUAUGGGGCUGUUACCUACUUGUUGCUGCACAACAGUUGCUCACAGACGCACAGUUCCUUCAUAAUGGGAAAAUCCAGGGUGGCACCUUUAAAACCAGUCACCAUCCCUCGCAUGGAAUUGACGGCAGCAGUGGUAGCAGUUCGCAUGGAUAGAACGUGGAAGAGGGAGUUGAGACUACCUCUUCUAAACUCUGUCUUUUGGACGGACAGCACUGCAGUGUUGAAAUAUAUAAAUAAUGAGUCUUCCAGGUUCCGUGUUUUUGUGGCAAACAGAGUGUCAGAAAUCCUCAAGGCUUCUAGUGCCUCCCAAUGGAGGUAUGUGAACACCACGCAUAACCCUGCGGACCUUGCCUCCAGAGGUGUGAAGGCUGAGACCUUUUUGCGUGACACUGAAUGGAUAUGUGGCCCUGCAUUUCUUACACAGCCAGAGAACAAUUGGCCUGUUAACCCAGAAAAUUUGCAAGAACUUCCACGUGAAGAUCCUGAAGUUAAGGUGUCUGCUGCCAUCAACGUCUCACAAGUGCACGGUGAUGAUCAUCCUCUGACCCCUUUAAUCCAUCGUGCCUCAUCCUGGACUCGUCUCAUCAGGGUGAUGGGUUGGAUUUUAAGGUUCAAGAUGUUGUUAUUGCAUCGCAGGAAGAUACAUUUUCAGUCUGCAUCUGAUCCAAUUCAGUCUGAAGAUGCUCAACAUAAGGUUGAUUUCCGGCAUGGCUUUCUUUCAUUGGGAGAGAUUGAGGUUGCUGAGAUGCAAAUAAUUAAGUUCUGUCAGAGGAAGAGUUACGCUGAAGAAAUUUCUUGUCUCCAAAGGGGAGAAUCUGUGAAACGAAGCAGUCACAUAUAUAAGUUGAAUCCUGUUUUGGAGGAUGGUGUGCUGCGGGUUGGCGGACGUCUCAGUAAGGCUGUCAUGUCAGAAGACUCCAAGCAUCCUGUCAUAAUCGCUAAAGAGCUUCACAUUUCCAAUCUCAUUCUACAGCAUGUUCAUAAGGAGGUGGGUCAUGGUGGAAGGAACCACAUGCUCUCAAAGCUGCAUCAGAAAUAUUGGAUUCCUGGUGCUGGUACUCUGAUUCGAAGCAUCAUGUCGAGGUGUGUGACCUGCAGAAGGUUUCAUGGAGCUGCAGGACAGCAGCGGAUGGCUGAGUUGCCCGGAAGCAGAGUGACCCCUGAGAAACCCCCAUUUAACUUUGUUGGAGUGGACUAUUUUGGUCCAUUUGAAGUGAAGCGUGGGAGAAGUCUUGUGAAGCGGUAUGGUGUUAUUUUUACUUGUUUGGCGAUUAGAGCAGUACACAUUGAGGUUGCCUCAUCUCUUGACACUGACUCUUUCAUUAACGCCUUACGACGUUUCAUUGCAAGACGAGGUCAGGUACAAGAAUUGCGCUCGGACAAUGGGACUAACUUUGUGGGCGCAGAGCGCGAGCUGAGACGAGCUAUGGAAGAGUGGAAUCAGCAAAAGAUCUCUGAUGCUCUGUCCUUGAAGGGAGUGAAAUGGAUCUUCAAUCCCCCAACUGGAUCGCAUCACGGCGGAGCAUGGGAGCGGCUGAUUCGUUCUGUCAGAAAGGUCCUUAAUUCCACUCUCCAAACGCAGCAUUUGGACGAGGAAGGGCUCCAAACUGCUCUUUGUGAAGUGGAGUCAAUCCUCAACAGUAGACCCAUUACACUGGAAUCCACUGAUCCAAAUGAUUUGGAAGCCUUAACACCAAAUCAUCUCCUUCUUCUCAAGUCCAACCCGUCUUUACCACCUGGUCUGUUCCGGAGGGACGAUCUCUACGUACGCAAACGAUGGAGGCAAGUUCAAUAUAUAUCUGACCUGUUUUGGAAAAGAUGGACUAAGGAAUACUUGCCACAACUUCAGCGGCGCCAGAAAUGGGGAAGGAUUAAACGUAACUUUAUUCCUGGAGAUGUGGUCCUCAUAGUGGAUGAUUCUGCACCUCGUGGUUCCUGGAUCAUUGGGAGGGUCACCGGUGCUGUACCAGAUGAAAAGGGGCUUGUGCGUCAGGUCUGGAUUAAGACCCCAACCAGCCAUGUGCGCAGACCCGUUACAAAGAUAUGCCUUCUUCAGGAGACCUCUGACCCAUGA
This is a messenger RNA of Nothobranchius furzeri (turquoise killifish), 4452 nucleotides long. NCBI's taxonomy places the organism in Eukaryota, Metazoa, Chordata, Actinopteri, Cyprinodontiformes, Nothobranchiidae. The record is from RefSeq and is a predicted model, not a curated record.